Messenger RNA from Penicillium hordei, 303 nucleotides. RefSeq lists its product as uncharacterized. The record is from RefSeq and is a predicted model, not a curated record. The coding region runs from base 1 to 303 and encodes 100 amino acids. The transcript is spliced from 2 exons. Lineage: Eukaryota; Fungi; Ascomycota; Eurotiomycetes; Eurotiales; Aspergillaceae.
AUGUCACAUCGCACCGCAGCAAACUCCAACGGCCAAGGCCAGGGAGACCGCAACGAAGUCCGGCAAACCGAGUCGACAAGCGAGAAUGCAGCAAGCCUGAACAGCGAACACAACAACGACUCAGCUGAGACCCGCCAGCAGGAACUCGACUUGGACUACUACCAGAAGUUCCUGGAAGAUUUGGUCGCCGUCAUGCGUGACGCUCCUAGCGAUUCAGUCGCUCGGCUUGUUUUGCUUAUUCGCUCCGGGGCGUCGAACGAGGAUAUCCACAAUGCCAUUCGACGCGUCCAGGAUGAGAGCUAA